This is a messenger RNA of Plasmopara halstedii, 450 nucleotides long. RefSeq lists its product as uncharacterized. The transcript has 2 exons. The coding region runs from base 1 to 450 and encodes 149 amino acids. The record is from RefSeq and is a predicted model, not a curated record. Lineage: Eukaryota; Oomycota; Peronosporomycetes; Peronosporales; Peronosporaceae.
AUGCCACCACUUCGUCAGCGAUCUGGGUACCAACAGCAACAAACGGACCACCGUUCGUUCUGGUGGUACGAUCACCGUGCUUUGCUCGGACUUAUAAUGCUUCGGCACGGCGGUGGAGUUUCCCGAUCUGACUGUUUCGGAUCACUUUUAGUGAUUUUGGUGUCGGUUAGGAUGCUCCUGUGUACAUCCACAACGUCAAAUCGCCUAUCGAUGACUCCGACAAAGGUGCUGCUUCGACCACCUGCGCGUCGACCUCCCUCGCUUAAUAGUCAUCAAUUGGGAGUGGUGGAUCCUACCAUACUAGACGAACGAGUGUAUACUAAUCCUGAGCCAUGCAAAAAUCGACGUGACUAUAUUGUGACGUCCAAUGACUUCAGCAACGCAGUGUAUGGCGAUAACAAGUACAUCGAGUCCAAGUAUACAGGCGAUCACUUGUCGCACGAAGCCUAA